AUGUCAUCCCAACCUCAGCAAGACCUCUACUCGAUCGCAGGAGCACCUUGGCAACCCACGUGGUUGAACGAACAGCUGGUCCAGCUCGUUCUGGCCAUGUCCUGUUCGCCGGACGUUCGACAGAUGGACGAGAUCUACCAUGCGGUCCGUCAAACGAUCGCGCAGCGUGGGGAUCUGAACGCGGAAGCCUGGGCGGUGCUUAUCGAGACCUACGGCCGGCUGGGCCAGGUCGGCCGGCUCCGCGAGAUGUAUGGCCGCGCCCAGAGCACUCUCGCCUCGUUUACUAUCGACGAAAGCAGCUCGACGCUCAAGAGGAUGCUUCGACACUCCUGGUGGACUCGGAUCGAAGAGUGCAUGGUCAUCGGCCUGGCUUACUGCGGCUUGCACAACGAACUCUUGGUCCACAAAACAAGCCUCCAGAACAGCGGCGCGCGGCUCUCGGCGGAUACCUACGAGGCCAUAUUCAGAAACACGGGCAAGAAUCUACAGCAUGUCAUGAAGGCCCUCAACUAUUUCGAAGAAGCGAAGCAGAACGGAGUGCAACUGAGCACGCUCGCUUGCAACAUUCUGCUGACAAAGCUUGCAAGGGCACGACGAACGAUCGACAUGUUGUCAGUGUAUGACAGCAUGAAACGGUCCGGCACGCCGAGGAACGCGCGAACCUUUGAGACCAUCCUCCAUGAGUUAAGCAGGAGCGAUGAUAAGGCUAAGGCUGAGGAGGUCUUCCAGGAGAUGCUCCUAUGUGAUGACAACCCCCGGAUCAGCCCUUUCAUCACCAUGAUGAAGCUGUUCAAUCAGGCUUCCAAAUACCCCAAUCGACCAAAGGUCCUUUACUACUUCGACAUGAUGAUCCGGUCUAAGAUAUCGCCUAAUGGCAAUGCUUAUAAUCUGUUGAUGGAAGCGUAUGGGAUGAUUGCGCCAUACGACUCGGUGGGGAUGGAGAGGGUCUUCCAGGCUGCGUGCAGGGACCCGAACGUGCAGGUCACGGGAGCGCAUUGGGCGACGAUACUGCGAGUGAAGGGGGCUUUGGAGGGGGACCUGGCGGGGGCAAUAGUGCAGUUUGAGCAGAUCAGCAGGACGGGGAACGGACGAGGGCUCGGAGUGGGCGGCGCCCGGCAGCCGGCGGACGGGAUGUGUUACGAGGCGCUCUUCGAUGGCUUCGUGGCCUGCAACCGCGGCGAUCUCGCCUACCCGUAUGUGGCACGGAUGCAGGAGGACGGGGUGUUGGUGACGGCCGAAUUGGCCAACAAGCUCAUGAAGCUCUUUGCGUCCUCGGGUCAGGUCGACAAGGCUCGGGAGAUAUUCGAGUCGUUCGUCGACUGCCCUCCCCCCGCGCAGGACGAGCUCAACAGCCACCCACGGCCCAACCUCGCUCCUUCUCUGCCGGCUUCCAACCAGCAACGGCACGCCGAUCGCUCGGUCUAUCAUCAACAGUCGGCCUGUCGGAAACGGUUCUGCUACGAAACAAUGAUAGCUAUUGAAUUCACCGCGGGCGAUCACGAGCGUGUUCGGCGUCUAUUCGAACGCCUUCCGAGAAGCCCUUCCACCGAUGGAAGCCACUGA
Puccinia triticina is the source of this 1563-nucleotide messenger RNA. RefSeq lists its product as uncharacterized. The transcript has 3 exons. Gene Ontology annotation, molecular function: protein binding. The record is from RefSeq and is a predicted model, not a curated record. The coding region runs from base 1 to 1563 and encodes 520 amino acids. NCBI's taxonomy places the organism in Eukaryota, Fungi, Basidiomycota, Pucciniomycetes, Pucciniales, Pucciniaceae.